AUGGCAUUUAAAGUGCUUCCUUUUGGUCUAAUUAAUUCAGCCCAAAAAUACUUGACCGGAGAGGUCUUCAACUACAAAGUGAAUGCAACAGGUUCUUCACUGAAGAGGAAUCAGAUAUGGACCAUUGAGUUCACCAGGGAGGACUCCCCUAUGGUCCAUAUUAAGAGUUCCUUCAAUAGAUAUAUUGCUGCAGACAAGGAUGGCAAGAUCACCUGUGAUCAGGAGGCUCCCACUCCAAAUUGUGUCUUCCUCAUGAUGCUUCACCCAGACGGAAGAGUUUCCUUUCAGUCGGAGCCCUCCAAACGGUAUUUAGGAGGAAAUCAGGACAACAUAACAUGCUUUGCCCAGGCUAUCUCUGACAGUGAGAAAUGGCUGCCACACCUGGUCAUUCAUCCCAGUAUCAACAUGUUCAACCCCAGCAGGGAUAAUUAUCUCCGGCUGAAUGAGAAGACUGGACGAGUGUGUUGCGAUAAGUGCUUGCCCUGGGGAUCUGAUUGCGUAAUGACACUCUACUUUGACAUCAAAGAGAAAAAAUAUGCCAUAAGGACAAGAAAUGGAAGCUUCAUUGCAUUCAAUGGGAAGACUGAGCCUGAAAUCUCAAACAGGACAUUAUAUCAUCUACAGAUAAAGAAUGGGAUGAUCUGUAUGAAAGACAUGCAUGGAAAAUUCCUAUCUGUGAAGGACUACACUGUUAAAGCAAUCAAAUCUUUGAAUCCAACUGCAGAUGAACUAUUCAUCAUUGAUCCUGCUCCUGGGCAGUUCAGUAUCAUGUCCUUGUCCAAUAAGAAGUACGUGUCCUGCAAUGCUGGUCCAGAUGUCUACUCAAAUGUUGAUGAUGCAAAUAAUGCUGAAACCUUCCAAAUUAUGGUGCAUUCCACAAAAAAGAAAGUGUGCUUCCAACACAUGUCAAGCUAUUACCUUGCUGUUGGUGCUAAAGGCUUCAUUGAAGUCUCUACUGAGCUAGAAUUUAACUGCUGGUUUCAAAUAGUGUACAAUGGGGAAAAAGCAGCUCUAAAAACAUCAGAUGGGAGAUAUGUAACUGUGAACAAUGAUGGCCAGCUCUUGGUGGGGCCAAAUUCAAUUGGAAAGCAGGAGGAAUUUAUCUUCAGACUUGUCAACCGAUCACAGCUAAUACUUCAGAGUGAGUUUGGUUUCAUUGGCGUUAUGCCGGGGAAGCAGAUUUUGGUGUGUAACAGGCUCAUGUAUGAGGCAAGCAACAUAACUAUAACUUAUGAUGGUUUUUAUCAGUUCAAAAUAGUAUCUCUGGACAAAUACUGGAAAGUAGAUGAAGAAGGCUUUAUCAAUGUCACCGGAGAAGCUCCUGUCAAUUUCACCAUUGAAUUGAUCACUUCAGAUCAGAUAAUCCUAAAAGGACCCAAUGGAAAAUACAUUGUAGCAAAAUCUGAUGGCAGCUUCAAAGCUGUGGGAGAAGAUGCCAGCUCUGCCACGUUGUUCCGAUACUAA
This is a messenger RNA of Pristis pectinata (smalltooth sawfish), 1464 nucleotides long. Its product is annotated as fascin-like. The coding region runs from base 1 to 1464 and encodes 487 amino acids. Gene Ontology annotation, cellular component: actin cytoskeleton; cytoplasm. The transcript has a single exon. Gene Ontology annotation, molecular function: actin filament binding; protein-macromolecule adaptor activity. Lineage: Eukaryota; Metazoa; Chordata; Chondrichthyes; Rhinopristiformes; Pristidae. Gene Ontology annotation, biological process: actin filament bundle assembly; cell migration; establishment or maintenance of cell polarity. The record is from RefSeq and is a predicted model, not a curated record.